This is a messenger RNA of Vanrija pseudolonga, 579 nucleotides long. RefSeq lists its product as uncharacterized. Bases 1 to 579 code for a protein of 192 amino acids. The record is from RefSeq and is a predicted model, not a curated record. The transcript has 3 exons. NCBI's taxonomy places the organism in Eukaryota, Fungi, Basidiomycota, Tremellomycetes, Trichosporonales, Trichosporonaceae.
AUGAAGCUCACCACCCUCCUCGUCGCCGCUACCUCGUUCCUCUUCGCGGCUGCCGCGCCAGCCCCUUACCACCUGGGCAAGUGCGCCACGCCCGACUUCAACCACCAGCUCUUCGCGCUCUCCGCUACGCUGGGCGGCAACGGCGCCAGCCUGUUCCCGCACCUCCUCAUCCAGCUCUCGGCGACCAAGGACGGCUGCAAGGCCGUCUACCCCCUCGUCACGGAGGCCAAGACGAUCCUCGCGCCGCAGGACAGCGCGAUGACGGCGGAUCUCGUCGCCGAGUUUACCGCCAACCCCAGCCUUCUGGGCGAGUAUUACUCGACCACCACGGAGCUCCACCGCACCGACUUCUUCAACCAGGCCAACCGCGUCAUCGAGCUCGAGUCCGCCACCGCCAUCUACUGGGUCGGCGGCAUGGCGUCGCUCUGGCUCGAGAUCAAGGGCACCACGAACGAGGCGGUGGUCCUCCAGACUGACAUUGCCACCGCGACUGGCACCGCGCUGAUCCUCAAGAACGCCUGGGGCCAGCCCGCUACACUCGUCAAGCGCGGCUGGCCUCCCUGCUCGACGUGCAAGUGA